AUGCAGUUCCUACCACUGAUUUUGACUUUUCCUGUGGUUGUAUUUUCACAAUCAUUCUCACCCAAAAUCCCGCUUCAAAUUUUCAAUUCUCUCGCACGCAAAGCAAUCAAAAACAGUCACUUGCAUGAAAAUUGCGCCGCCGAUUUGAAACUUCUGAUCACCAACGAGUCUGACCAGAAGUUAUGGAUUGCAAAAAUGUUCGAUGCUUCCGGAAAAAUAUCUCCCGGACUCUUCAAGGGUAAUUUUCACUUCAUGGGUGACUAUGACGAAUGUUUAGAAAUAGACGAAAAUGUGGGUAACCGGACCGUAGCUGGUCAAUACUGCACUUUGUUCGUGACGGUGUUUGACGAAGUUCUGGGUUCUUUUAGGUCGAGUGUGAAAGAAAACGAGAUAUUUAAAACAAACGCAAAUAUUGACUUCGAAGGGGUGCUAAAUGUGAUGAAGGAUCCAACCCUGAUGUGGGGUGUGUGUAUUCCAAAAUCGUGUUCAAGUGAAAAUGUAGCAAAACUUUCAAGUUACUUGGAAAAUUAUUUCAAUAUUAAAGUACGCAUAACUGUAGUAGAAGAUAUGUGUCAGUAUAAAGAUAAAUCUGUGAAAAGAACACCAGUAGACUAUUUUGCUUUUAUUUUCUUCGCAGUUAUUUUAUUUCUGAUUGUUGUGAGUACUUCGUACGACUUUUACUUACAAAUGAGAGGAGACGAAUUAAAUAUUUUUGUUGCGUUUUCAAUAUACACAAACAUAAAAAAACUUGUAGCGUCAAGCUCAAACACGCCUUUAGACUGUUUAAACGGAAUUAAAGUCCUGAGCUGUUGUUGGAUCGUGCUGGGUCACGUGUUUGUUCUUCAGCUGUUUAGUGUCAAGAAUUUGCUUUACGUUUUCACCGAAUGGAGACACGAAACACUGAGUAUAUUUUUGUGGUCACCUAUGUAUACAGUCAAUACAUUUUUUGCCGUUAGUGGAUUUCUGAGAAGCUACAUUUAUUUGAAACGUACAGAGACGUUUAGAGUGGGUUUGGGUGCUUUCUAUUUGAUUAGAUACGUGAGGAUGACGCCAGCCCUUUUGGCUAUAAUUUUGAUACACACGUCGUUGGUAAAGUUUGCAUCAACCGGACCAUACGGUUUUUUCACUAACAACUAUUUAGCAAUUCAUUGUCGCAAGACUUGGUGGUCUGCUUUCUUUUUUUUCACUAAAAUUAUGAAUUUCAAGAUGUGUGGCAUGCAUCUUUGGUACUUAGCAGUCGAUAACCAGCUAUAUCUUUGUGCACCCUUGAUUUUAUUUUUUAUCAGAAAAUACCCCAGACGCGUCAUUGGGGCAAUGGCUGCCGCUUUUGUGGCGAGUACCAUCUACAGCAUCACCGUAACCAUAUACAAAAGAAUAGGAUUCACGCCUUUUGAGUGGAACGAGGAUUACGCAAGUUUUAUUUACUUUUCCACCAUUCACCACGCGCCAAGUUGGCUCAUAGGGAUUUUUUUCGGUUAUUUGUUCCAUUUUCGAAAAUUCAGACUUUCCAAAAAUCUACAUUUUGCUCUUUUGGUUUUAUCUCUUUACGUUAUGAUAAAUCUAAUUCUGAAACAAACGGUUUUUUUUGGAGAAUACGAUGUCUAUCGUGCGGCUUUAUGGAAUGGUUUGGCGAAACCGCUGUGGGCUUUAGCGGUUUCUUUUAUUAUUUUUAGCUGUGUCAGUGGAAAUGGAGGUUUUGUUGCCACAUUUCUCUCAUUACCCGUGUUUAGAAUUUUUGGUAGACUUACUUAUUGCAUCUACUUGGUCCAUUUUAGCGUGAUUUCUAGUUACUUGUUUAACCAGAAGGAAGUGGUGUAUUUUAGUACCUCUAUCACUCUAUUUAGGGCUUUGGGACUUUCAGUUUUGGUAGUGUUGGGUUCAGUAGUUCUACACUUGGGAUUCGAGGCUCCUAUUAUAGCUCUCUUGCAUUAUAAAAAUAAGUACAAUGAGAAAAGACAAUAG
Zophobas morio is the source of this 1962-nucleotide messenger RNA. RefSeq names its product nose resistant to fluoxetine protein 6-like. Gene Ontology annotation, molecular function: acyltransferase activity, transferring groups other than amino-acyl groups. The record is from RefSeq and is a predicted model, not a curated record. Bases 1 to 1962 code for a protein of 653 amino acids. Lineage: Eukaryota; Metazoa; Arthropoda; Insecta; Coleoptera; Tenebrionidae. The transcript is spliced from 11 exons.